Molecule: messenger RNA, 1143 nt
Organism: Lytechinus pictus (painted urchin)
Lineage: Eukaryota; Metazoa; Echinodermata; Echinoidea; Temnopleuroida; Toxopneustidae
Product: bromodomain adjacent to zinc finger domain protein 1A-like
Exons: 4
Coding region: 1-1143 (380 amino acids)
Biological process (GO): chromatin remodeling; positive regulation of DNA replication; regulation of DNA-templated transcription
Cellular component (GO): nuclear chromosome; CHRAC
Molecular function (GO): protein binding; DNA binding
Source: RefSeq, a predicted model, not a curated record
AUGUGCAGUGCUGAAUCGGAGGAAGAAAUGGAAAGCGAAGAUGAUGAUGCGAUAGAGCAUGAUGAUGUCUGCUCCCGAUGUGGUCAUGGAGGUGAACUGAUAUGUUGUGAUAAUUGUCCUAAGGCCUUUCAUAUGGAGUGUUGUAAACCAGUUGUACGCAAGGUGCCAAAGGGACAUUGGGAAUGUGAGAGCUGCAAGAAAGGAUCCAAGUCAGCUGCCAUUAGAGUACCAACAGGCAUCAAAGGACCAGCUAAGAAGUUUGCCUCUAAACCUGCCAAGAAGGAGAAUCCUAAAAGUCAACCCAAGGCUGAAGAGAAGACUGGUUCUAGGAGCCGGUCUCAGAGUAGGGGACGUCAAUCCAGACAGAAUACACCAGAACCAAGCCAGUCAACCAAAGCCUCCAAGAAAGAUUCUGAACCUGUCUUGGGUGCUAGUGGAAAGAAAGGUCAGCAGAGCGCUCAAGAUAAGAAAGGGCAACAGUCUUUAUCAUCCCUGGAAACCAGAGGAAGGUCAAAGUUUCAAGAGAAGGGAGGUCGGGGGUCAUCCUUGGAGAGGAGGGGUCAGAAACGAAGUAUUAGAAUGGAUUCUACAGACUCAGAGUCAUCGCAGGAGGAAGUCCAGAAGAAAAGGAAUUCUGGAAAGGCUCUUUUCAAAGUAGCCCUUAAUGGAAGCAUGAAUGCAGAUGAUUCAGCUUCUGAUUCAUCAGGGCCAUCAGCUAAGAAUCGCAGAUCAUCCAGUGGACGUGGUCGAGGGGAUCUAACACAGAUCAACAAGUGUGAAGCAUUAUUAAAGGAACUCAUCAAGCAUCCAGAUGCACGUCCAUUCCUUAAUGCUGUCAGCAAGAAAGCAGCCCCUGAUUACUAUCGUAUCAUCAAGCGUCCCAUGGACUUUUCAGCAAUGCAGACCAAGGUCAAUGAUUACCAGUACUCUAAUGCAGCUGAGCUCAUCGCCGAUGCUAGACUCAUUUUUACCAACUGUCAACAGUACAACCGUAGAUCAAGCCCAGAAUACAAGGCUGGACUUAAAGUAUCUGCCUUCCUUGAGAAGCGAAUCAAAGAACUAGACAUUGAGGUUAGCCUUGAAGAUGGUGGCACUGCUGAUACGGACACGCCCACUUCAAGAAAGCGCUCCCGGCAACGAUAA